This is a messenger RNA of Neltuma alba, 1234 nucleotides long. RefSeq names its product protein TIC 22, chloroplastic. The coding region runs from base 64 to 882 and encodes 272 amino acids. Gene Ontology annotation, biological process: protein transport. The record is from RefSeq and is a predicted model, not a curated record. The transcript is spliced from 9 exons. Lineage: Eukaryota; Viridiplantae; Streptophyta; Magnoliopsida; Fabales; Fabaceae. Gene Ontology annotation, cellular component: chloroplast.
UCUAGCACCGGGCGGAGGAGGCAAGACAGGGGCUGCUUGCACUCUCUGGCGUUCCAGACUUCCAUGUCUUCAAGCUUGAACAUGGAGUCCUCAACGAGCCCUCUCCUAUCGUUUUCCACCUUCAUCCAUCAGCACUUUGUCCGUCUAGGCGCUGAGCUUUCGAGCCGAUUCGAAGAAACCAAGCGGCUCGCUGGCAGUUGGCCGCGACCUUCUAUUUCCCUGGCGUUCCCGCCUCCCUUCGCCUCUCUGGCACACACCAAACACGCCCUCGCUGCUACUCUGAGUUCAGACCACGUCGCUAAGUCCCUUUCCGGCACAUCUGUCUACACAGUUAGCAAUUCCAACAAUGAGUUUGUUCUAAUUUCUGAUCCUGAUGGAGCCAAGUCUAUUGGAUUGCUCUGCUUUCGCCAGGAGGACGCUGAAGCUUUUCUUGCGCAAGUUCGGUCGCGGAAAAGAGACCUGCGAGGCCAGCCUAGGGUUGUCCCCAUAACUCUUGACCAGGUAUAUAUGUUGAAGGUUGAAGGCAUCGCAUUCCGAUUUCUGCCAGAUCCUGUUCAGAUAAAGAAUGCUUUAGAGCUGAGAGCAGCCAGUAAAAGUGGUUUUGAUGGAGUUCCUGUUUUUCAGUCUGAUCUUUUGGUUGUGAAGAAGAAGAACAAGCGAUACUGUCCUGUAUACUUCUCAAAGGAAGAUAUUGAGAAGGAGCUAUCUAAGGUGUCUAGGGCAUCUAGAGGACCAGGAAUUUCUCAGCAUAUUAUGGUUGGCAGCUUGGAAGAUGUACUGAAAAAAAUGGAGAUGAGUGAAAGGAAUUCUGGGUGGGAAGAUUUGAUUUUUGUUCCUCCCGGAAAAAGCUAUUCUCAACAUAUACAAGAAAUUACUGCUUGAAUCCAGGGUGCAACUUAAGCUAACCAAAGUUUUAUGUUGUUUCCCGAGCAAAUUGGGUGUUUUUGUUCUCACCUUUCAGCGGAGAUUCUCGGAAUACAAGAUAUUUGUGUAUGUGAGCGAGCAUACUGCUAACAUCCAUUUCAAUAAGAGGUCGCAAGAAUGCUUACAUUGUGUGUAUUAUGUAUUUCAUCUAUGAAAGGUGCUUCUAGCUUCUACUCGUAUAUGUAUAGCUCAAUAUUUAUUUCCGAAACAGCUGUACCUUAGACCUUGAAUUAUAGUUGAAUAGACUCAGGGAUGAUGGUGAUAUUGAUGUACAUUUUGUUUUGAAGACUUAAAUUUUGUGUUUACCAUU